This is a messenger RNA of Hibiscus syriacus, 627 nucleotides long. RefSeq names its product GATA transcription factor 4-like. The transcript has a single exon. Gene Ontology annotation, biological process: regulation of DNA-templated transcription. NCBI's taxonomy places the organism in Eukaryota, Viridiplantae, Streptophyta, Magnoliopsida, Malvales, Malvaceae. Gene Ontology annotation, molecular function: zinc ion binding; sequence-specific DNA binding. The record is from RefSeq and is a predicted model, not a curated record. Bases 34 to 627 code for a protein of 197 amino acids.
AUAGUCCAUUCUGUUUUGUCUUCUGCAAAUUCAAUGGGUGUUGAAGAAAUCAGCGCUUACGAUAAUAUCAAAAACCGGUCGUUACCAUCGCCAAUCAUCGGGGAAGAAAGGUCUGAUUGGGAGACUCCGCUUUGUGUUCCACAAGAUUCGCUGGAAGACAUUGACUGGUUCCCUAAUUUCAGUGACCAAACGAUCUCUCUCGACGGAUUUCUCCAAACGCUGGAUGAAGAAUGCUUCGUUCUGGAGAUUCCGGCGGAGAUGACGGCUAAACUUGAUGAAACAAUUGCUUUUGCGAACAGGAAACAGAGGAGUAAGCGCGAGGGGAAGCGAGGAUAUUGGAUUGCGAAGCAGAAGCAGAUUAGUGGUAAUGAGUCGCAAGUGUUCGAUAAUAUUGCCGAGAGGGAUUCUGAUGCUAGGCGAAAAUGCAGUCAUUGUCUGGUGGAGAGCACUCCGCAGUGGAGGAUGGGACCCUUAGGGCCUAAAACGCUGUGCAACGCUUGCGGAGUGCGGUACAAGUCGGGGAGACUGGUGCCGGAGUAUCGGCCUGCGGCGAGUCCCACCUUCGAUGUCGCCAAACAUUCCAACUUUCACAAGCAAAUAUUAAGGCGGAGGGAUUUCGGUGCAUAA